This is a messenger RNA of Mya arenaria, 5753 nucleotides long. RefSeq lists its product as uncharacterized. Gene Ontology annotation, biological process: sarcomere organization; muscle tissue development. The record is from RefSeq and is a predicted model, not a curated record. The coding region runs from base 37 to 1581 and encodes 514 amino acids. Gene Ontology annotation, molecular function: structural constituent of muscle; actinin binding. NCBI's taxonomy places the organism in Eukaryota, Metazoa, Mollusca, Bivalvia, Myida, Myidae. Gene Ontology annotation, cellular component: Z disc; cytoplasm; nucleus. The transcript has 11 exons.
CGCACCUUCAUUUGUACAGGUGUGAAAAUCAGAACCAUGUCGGAACGGUGUCCACGAUGCACAAAGCCUGUUAACUUUGCAGAGCAAGUUCUUGCAUUUGGCAAAACAUACCACAAGCUAUGUCUAAAGUGUGGUGAGUGUAACCAGAUGCUGGAUAGCCUGUCCUGUUCCGACCAUGAGGGUGAGGUGUUCUGUAAGGCCUGCUAUGGAAAUAAGUUUGGACCCAAGGGUUUUGGGUUAGCUGGUGGAGCUUCUGGUGUCUCCAUGGAUACUGACAAGGCUUUCGAGGUGUCCAGAGAGAAUGUUUCAAGCUGCCGGGAGGCACAGGCAGCCUUGACCCUGGCACCCAAUGAGAGUAGGGGAAAGUGGGGUGGGGGUGACUCCUGUCCCCGUUGCAACAAAACCGUUUACAUUGCCGAAGCUGCCGCGCUCAGGGUUGUUGGCAAAAUGUGGCACAAGAUGUGUCUAUCAUGUGCAAAUUGCAACAAGAUGCUGGACAGCCUGUCCUGUUCCGACCAUGAGGGUGAGGUGUUCUGUAAGGCCUGCUAUGGAAAGAAGUUUGUACCCAAGGGCUAUGGAUUUGCUGGUGGAGCUUCUGGGCUCUCCAUGGAUACUGGCAAGGCUUUUCAAGUGACCAGAGAGGAUACAUCAUCGUACAGCCAGGCCCUGGCUAUUUCUCUGUUAACCAAUAAAGGAUGGACAAUUUCGGUGGAGAAGGAAAGCAUAGUUUUUAGCAAGCAAAAAAAGGAUGCCCAGAAGCCAACUCCCAUGGGACAGGGGAUAAGUAUAAUGAAGCCAAAGUUUCCCAAGUAUGCGCGUUUAUCAGAGAGACAAGAGUCCUUUAAUAAGGCAUCCUCCCCCUGGCCACAAGAUGCCCCUGUUGGUGUGGAGAAGUUAGUUGAGGCAGGGCUCAUGUACACAGGUGUUGGGGACAGCGUUCGUUGUUAUCAUUGCGGAGGUACGCUCCGAAACUGGGAAGCGGGAGAUGACCCGAUGGAAGAACACGCCAAGUGGUACCCGACCUGCCAACAAGUUCUCAUUGCCAAGUCUAAAACGUACAUCAAGAAGGUGAAAGCUGGUGAAAGUCAGAAAGCUGAUGAAGUGAUUGAAAGGAAAGAGCCAGAGAUGAAGACAGAAGAUCCAUUGACUGUUUCUUUACAAACCUUAGCAGAGUUUAAGUAUUCUGAAAGUAAAGCCAAAAUCGCCCUAAACAUCUUCAAGAAGAGAAAUGGUCCUAAUGCUCAAUACAAAGCGGGAGAUCUUGUAUCUAUUUUAAUGGAGAUUGAAGAUGAUCCAGAUGUAAUGAAUGAAUGCAAUGACAACAGUGAUCCCACUGCAAGCCAGGUGGAGCCCACUACUCAAGAUGCAGAAGAUAUUGAUGACAUUGAAGCCCUGGAAGAGGAGAACAAGAAGAUGAAGGAGGCAAUAUCAUGCAAGACCUGUAAGGACAGGGAAGUUGACACAGUUUUCAGGUUCUGUGGUCACAGGGUUGUAUGCUGGGACUGUGCAUCACUUUUGGAGACUUGCAAUAUUUGUGGGGAUAAACUGGAGGACAAGAUCAACAUUGAUCAGAAGCCUUAAACUAAUAAUGCCCCCCUUCGAAGAAGAGGGGUAUAUUGCUUUGCACAUGUCGGUCGGUAGGUAGGUCGGUUGGUCUGUCAGUAGACCAAAGCUUGUCCGAGUGAUAACUCAACAAAUUGUCCGAUUGGUAAUUUGACAAUGCCUGCAUCCAUGGCCCUCAAUCUUGACUUGGAGGUUGGGUUUGACCAGUAGAUGAAGCCUAUUGAUUUUAGGGUUCAUCGGGCAAAGGGUCACAUUGACCUUGAAUGAUAAAAAAGUUGUCUGACUGAUAAUUCAACAAUGCCUGCACCCAUGGCCCUCAAACUUGUCUUGUAGGUUUGGCCUGACCAGUUGAUGGCCCCUAUUUAAUUUUGGGGGUCAUCAGGUCAAAGGUCAAGGUCACAGUGACCUUGAAGUCAAACUCGACAAUUCCUGGACCUAUGGUCAUCAAACUUGACAUGAAGGUUGGGCCUGAUCAGUAGAUGACCCCUUUUGAUUUUGGGUUUCAUCGGGUCAAAGGUCAAGGACACAAUCACCUUUAACAUGAAAAAGUUUAUAAAGCUUUAAUAACAAGGGAAUAGAUUUUAAGUUUUAUUAAGUCUUCAACAUAGUCACUUCUAAGGUAAUUAUUGUUCUUUUUUUAGGUUCAUAGAUUCAAAUAAUAUUAUACACUUUAUUCUUCAGAAGAAAUUUCAUUUAUACUUAAAGAUAAAUCUAAUAAUCAGACUUUUCCAUUGAACUUCAUGUAGACUAUUGUAAACUUCAUGUACAUUCUAAGCUACAAUCUUAUCUUCUGUGUGGAUAGUGAAUAAGCCUUAAUUUAUAUAAAGAGAUAUUUGAUUUUGAACAUAUGAUUGAAGGUGAUGUUGACCUAGAUGGAAGAAUAUUAGUGGUAGGUGCUGAAUGUGUUCUGAUAUUCGAUUUUUAGAGCUUAAGGCAGUUUAUUGAUUUUAUUGGAUGGUGCACUGUUUGUUGUUUGUAUAUCUAUACUAAAAGCAAUUUAACAUAGUUUUGUCAGUGUGCAGGCAAUUGAACGAAGUCCUGUCAGUGUGCAGGCAAUUAAACAAAAUCCUGUCAGUGUGCAGGCAACUGAAAAAAGUCCUGCAGUUUGCAGGUAUCUGUACCAAGUGCUGUCAGUGUGCAGGCAAUUGAACGAAGUCCUGUCAGUGUGCAGGCAAUUGAACCAAGUCCUGUCAGUGUGCAGGCAACUGAAAAAAGUCUUGCAGUUUGCAGGUAUCUGUACCAAGUGCUGUCAGUGUGCAGGUAUCUGUACCAAGUGUUGUCAGUGUGCAGGUAUCUGUACCAAGUGCUGUCAGUGUGCAGGUAUCUGUACCAAGUGCUGUCAGUGUGCAGGUAUCUGUACCAAGUGCUGUCAGUGUGCAGUCAAUUAUCAAGUCCUGUCAGUGUGCAGGCAACUUAACAAAGUCCUGUCAGUGUGCAGGUAUGAGAAUCAAAUCCUGUCAGUGUGCAGGCAACUGUGACAAGUCCUGUCAGUGUGCAGGCAACUGAAAAAAGUCCUGCAGUUUGCAGGUAUCUGUACCAAGUGCUGUCAGUGUGCAGUCAAUCACCAAAUCCUGUCAGUGUGCAGGCAACUGUGACAAGUCCUGUCAGUGUGCAGGCAACUGUAACAAGUCCUGUCAGCGAUUAUCCAGGCAACAUGUUUGACCAGUAUGUUUUUCAAUAUUCUUUGAGAACAAAUAUCAAGCUAUAUUGAUUACAAAGGUUAAACUCUUUUACUCAGGUGAGCGAUUUAAGGCCAUUAUGGCCCUCUUGUUAGUUGUAGCAUGAUGCUGAAGCAGCAACUGAAUGCUAUUAUAAUUCCAUGAUGUUUAUGAUGGCAAUUUAUGAUGAAUUCUGAGUUCCAUCUUUCAGAACUCUUGAGAUUUUUUAAGUCUUUUUUCACCAAAUGUCACCCAAAAAUUAACUAAGUUCAAUUUUCCACCAACUGCCAUAUCAAAAAGUAACUGAGUCCAACUUGUUAACAAAAUGCCACAUGAAAAAAAAACUGAGUUAAAUUUUUCACCAAAUGCCACAUCCAGUUUGGUGGAAAUGUCAUGGCAGCUAGUGAAAUACUUUAUAUUCCACCAAGUGCCACCCAUUCUGUCACCAAAUGCCACUCAAAUCCAUGGCAAAUUUACGGAAGGGUGCGGUGUACGAUAACAGAUUUACACGUAUGGCCUCUUUGCAAAAAAUAGUUUGCCAUUCCUGUGUUCAGGGGGCAUUCAGUGUAAUUCCUGUGACAGCUCUUGUUAAAAUUUACCUUUAUUUUUAUUUUUGUUAUACAUGGAGAAAAUGUCAUUGUUGGUUUGUUUAUGUAUGACAGGCUUUGUUUACAUCUAUACCGUUGACGUUAUAUGUAAAUGCAGAUUCUGUAAGUUAUUGUACUAUUGUAACAUUUUUAAUGAAAGUGUAAAUAGCAGAGAGAUAAGAGGUAUGAUCAUCGAUGUGUUUAAAAAAGCAAUGUAACUUUCAGAAAUUAUAUAGCGGUCUGACGCACAUGGAAAUUUUUUAUUAAUGAUGUAUUAUUAGAUUUUAAUAUUCUAAUCCAAUACUUAAGCAUUCUUAUUUUUCGUUCAGUUAGCAUUGGGUGCCUGCCUAAUUCACCAUAUAACGCGGUUAGAUUCGUACUUUUCCUGACGUAUAAAACUUUUCUCAUAAAUUUGCAAUGAAUUAGCUCGAUGUCUUUUGCUGGAUGGUACCUAAUUAUUUCUGAACCAUAAUUAAGAAUUGGUCCAAUAAGACUGUCAAAAAGAUUUGUAUUUUUCUUUGAUAUUAAGGUUAAGUUGAUUAUAAACGAUAAACAAAUUGUGUAAGGCAUAAAGGGAAUGUUGUGCAAUGUGUUUUUGUGUCAUAUUUCAGUUUCCAUUCUUGAACAAGGUUAUACCCAAAUAUUUAAAUGAUUCAACUAUUUCUAGAUUUGUAUUAUUCAUGUCAAAGGUAAAGUUAGAUCUUCUGCCUUUUUCGAAUAUCAUAAUUUUAGUUUUUGAUGCAAUUACUUUGAGAUCCCAUAUCCAACAGUUGACCUGUAAAUCAUCGAGCAUUGAUUGUAAGGCCUGAUUCUUGAUAAACAUACCUAUUUUUUUACACAUAUAGUAUGUAUGUACUGUGCUGUUUGUGAAGUUUUGUGCUGUUCAUCUAUGUUUUUUGUCUGUGAUUUCAUGUUCUAUGUCUUUGGCGUUUGCCCAGAGCCACUAAACUGGGUUUAUGUUUAAACUUUUUGCUACUGAACUUGUUUCUGUAGCUAUUUGCAUAAAUACUGAGGAGUUUGAGCAAAACUAACAGCGUCAUCGGCAAAUAAAAGCAGAUAUAAUUUAACAUCGUUUAUGGUGCAAAGUCCUUCUAUAUUAUGAUUAAUAUUUGAUAAUAAAUCAAUAACGAAGAAUAAAAACAUCAAACUUGAACUGGGGUCUCCCUGUUUCACCCAAUAUUUGAUGUAAAGAAGGGAGAUAGUUUUGUUGUAUAUCGUAUACAUGCCUUGACGGUACUAUACAUCGCCUUGAUGGCCUUUACGAAACGGGUGCUUAUAUUUUCAGUUAAUAACUUAUAGAAUAGGUGAGAUCUUGUAAUUUUAUCAAAACACUUCUCAUAGUCAAUGAAACAACAAUACAGUUUCAUCAAGUGUUUCUGCAAAAAUUGAAUGUAAAAUAUACACGCAAUCAAUCGUAGACUUUCCUUUUUGAAAUCCAAAUUGAUUUUUAAUAAUUUUAUUAUUAAUACUGCUCCACAUUGUUAGUCUGUAAGUAUGCUAUACCACAUGUCAAUAGAAAGUGUACAUUUUGUAAUCUAAACGAUAUCGGUGACGAACUUCACUUUUUACUUAUAUGUCCUUUUUUAAUCCUAUCAGAAAAAAUACAUACAUUGUCGUUUUUACUCAAGACCUAAUGUCUUGAAUUUUAGUGAAGUUUUAAAUUUUAAGAACCCGGAUACCAUAAGGAAAACAGCAAUUUUUGAUAAAAUCUUAGUUAAUCACUUUAAACGAAUGUGAUUAUGUGUUCAAUAGAUCUAAUUCAAAUAAGUGAACUUGUUUUGUUAAAAAAAUAAUACUACAUGUAUUUGAACUAACCACAUUCCCCUUACUAAUUAUAUUUGUUUUGUAUAAUGAUGAAUUCCAAACCUGUUGAGAAGCCGCCAUUAACCCACCUCUUUAUACCUGUGUUAACACAUAUAUAUAUAUACAUGUAUUGAGUUUUCAA